UAAGGGGUUGACAAGGAAGCGGCCUUUGCAUGUUGCUGUACAUAUGUACAUGUUAUUUGUAAACGAGUUUUAGAAAAAACAUUUUAUUCCUGUUUCAAGAUCUAACAGUUAACGAUUUGAAAAUGGGAGGACUGUUCUCAAAAUCAAAGAAAAAAGAAUCAAGGGUGACAGAACAGGAUAAAGCUGUGCUGCAAUUAAAACAACAAAGGGAUAAGCUGAAACAGUAUCAGAAAAAAAUAACUGUGCAGCUUGAAAAGGACAGAAAUGUUGCUAAGCAGUUGCUAAAGGAUGGAAAAAAAGAGAGAGCAAAACUACUUUUGCGAAAGAAAAGAUUCCAAGAAGGUUUAAUAGAGAAGACUGACAACCAGCUAGAUAAUAUUGAUAAAAUGGUACAUGAUAUUGAAUUUGCUCAAAUUGAAACACAAGUCAUUGACGGACUAAAGCAGGGUAAUGACUCGUUGAAAAAGCUCCAUGAAAUUUUAUCCAUAGAAAAUGUUGAGAAAAUUAUGGAAGAAACACAAGAGGCAGUGCAGUACCAACAGGAAAUUGAUGACUUACUUGCUGGUGGCCUUUCUCAAGAGGAUGAAGACGAUGUUCUGGCAGAACUAGAAGAAAUAACAAAGGAAUCUUUACCAGAAGUGCCACAAGAGGAAGUACCAGCUAUGCCUGAAGUUCCAAAAGCAGACAUUGAAGAAGAAAAGGCGAUAUCCAAGGAAAAGAAAAGAGGAAAGGAAAUGUUAGCUUCAUGAGUUCAGCUGUAGAAAUUCAAGAAUUCAAAGCUUUAUGUGUUUUAUAGUCUCUCCUUCAAAGCAUAAGGGGUGGAUAUUGGUGUGAAAUACUACAUUAAUACAAUGUAGUUGAUCAUACUUUGGAUACUUAGUUCCCCAGUUACCCAGAGCAUCAGGUCUAUUAUGUGCUGGCUUUUUCAUUUUCAAAUCUCCACAUUUGCCUUUUUUCAUGAUAAAAAUUUUUAUUAGGGUAAAAAAAAAUUGACAUAUUACACCAUUAGAGUUACUGUAGGUGUUCUUCACUUUAUUUUUUAAACAAAUAAAUGAAGUUUUAAUGUUGAAAGCAUCAUAGAAAAAGGCAAAUAGUGGUAAUCAAUCACACACAAACAAAAAUGUAUUAUUACAAAAAAGGGGGGAUGCUUCCUAUAGUUUAAAAAUCGAUAAAGUCAGUUAAAAUAGAAUCCCAAGAUGGUUAAAAAGAUGAACAUUUGAUAAAAUGCCAGUUGGGGAAAGAAUAGGAAUCCAUAGUUUCCACACUGUUACAAAAGGACAGAAAUUAAGAAUCUAAUCCCCAUGGUUGCCGACUUUGUUUGGACCAGUUGUUUGACAUGUUAUAAAAAGUAGUUUAACUUGAAAACAAUGGAAAUCAAAACUGAAAAAUGUGUGGAGUGCUAUGUACUCAUUAUAUUAAUGUUGAGAGUUGGCAACCAUGCAGUACAUCUUAUGUAUACUAGUGUGCAAGUGGUGUAUUUAAAAUAUUGAGUGUAUGUAAAGGUCUGUGCAAUAUAGAAUAUAAGAAAAAUAGUUGAAACAUUAAUCAGUAUGAAAUAUUCAUCAAUACUUGGGUGCUAGGAUGUAUAUUCAGGUUAAAUUGAUAGAAAACUUUGUUUAACUAUAAGCAGCAGAAACAUGCUUGACAGUAUACAUUGUUAAUUUUGUUUAAUAUAGAAAUUCCCUCAAAACUAAAUAUGGAAUAUCUUUGCAGGAUAUUCCUUAGGACACUUCAGAAUUACCAGUUGUUGUUAUUCUAUCAUUUGAUAUAAAAGCAUAUGAUCUAUAUCAGAAACAGUAGAGGCUAGCUUCAGAGUACAUAGAGAAAUGACAUUUCAAAAUAUAUUGCUUUCCCAUUGUAUAUGUAUAAGACUUAAGUAUGGUUCAGGUGUAUUGCAUAAAACUUAUUAAAUAUACGUA
Molecule: messenger RNA, 1919 nt
Organism: Lingula anatina
Lineage: Eukaryota; Metazoa; Brachiopoda; Lingulata; Lingulida; Lingulidae
Product: charged multivesicular body protein 6
Biological process (GO): vesicle budding from membrane; late endosome to vacuole transport via multivesicular body sorting pathway
Cellular component (GO): multivesicular body; ESCRT III complex
Source: RefSeq, a predicted model, not a curated record